AUAAACGCAAAUGCUAUGCGAUAUUUUUAAAUAACUAUAACAUAUAGGGCUAGCGUAUCAAACGCUACAGUUAGAACGGUGUUUUUUUCAAGCGUGGCGUUAGGACAUUUUGUCCUAUAGUGGUUCUCUUUUUUUUGUGGAAGUGCUCAAGAAUGGGUUUAAAGGAAUUAUUAUUUGUUUUCCUGAUCAGCAGUGUAACGGGACAAAUUCACAGGGUCUGUAUAUCGACAUCAAAUCCAGUUCUCUGCCAGAGUCUAGACAAAGAUGGCAGUCGAGCUGUCUGUCAACCGGUUGAAUCAAGAAUUGACUGUGCACUACGGCUAGCUCGUAACUCAGUCGAUGUUGGAGUUUUCUCUGAGGAAGAGAUGAUGUUGCUGUCUCAGAUGCAGCCCAACGACAACAGAGUGGUGGCCACUAUUAGAGAUGUUAACAGACAAGAGCCAUACGCUUUCGAAGCAGUAGCCAUUGUACCCAACAGUCACACCGGAGGUCUGGAAGGUCUACGCGGAGGUAACUACUGUCACCCAGGCUUCGAUGAGGCGGAGGUGCGCUGGUCACCUCGUGUCUUGAAAACUUUUGAACGUGUGGUUGCCCGUACUGAUCGUUGCCCCGACGCUAAUAUGGCUGGCAAGACCGCUGAGGAAUUGGAAUUGGAAACUCUGAGCCAGUUUUUCCCCAGAGCCUGCAGGCCAGGACCUUGGAGUGCAAACACCACAGUCGAUACUAACUUAAAGGGUAGAUUCUCAUCUCUAUGUUCUCUAUGCGGAGAGAACAGCGGAUGUUCAGGGUACACUUUAGACAUGGGUGUGAACGUGGCCGGAGUCUCCAACACAAACAGACAUAUUCAGGCACUGGAAUGUCUGCGCAGGAGUGGCAAUAACAGCGUCGCUUAUGUCGCAUGGCAACACGUUAGAGAAUACUUCACUUCUCGCAACCCUCAAGACGCAGAGCAGUACUCUUUACUAUGCGAAGAUGGCACCCUUAGCCCCCUCACACCUGAUGUGCUCAGCGCCCUCACCUCGCCCUGCGCCUUCGUACGUCAGCCCUGGAGCGCCAUCGUCGCCACCUCGUCGAUAGCAUCAACAGUACAAGCCAGCAUGCGGUCCUGGUGGCCUAAUGGUGCCAACCCGGGUGGUAACAAUUGGCAGGCGAUACUAUUCAGUGGCAUUAUCGGUGGCACCAAUGCACGUGUCAUAUUUGAUGACACCUUACCCUCGCCGGCGAACUAUACCUCAGCUGUUCGCAACAUAACUAGUAUAGAUGGGACUACCAGUUGUCUGCCACCACGUCGUUGGUGCACGAUAUCUGCACAGGAGCAUACAAAAUGUACGUGGGUUCGCUCCGCCGCUUACACAUUGGGAAUCGAACCCACGGUGUCCUGUCAACAGCGCACCAACACGUUUGAAUGCCUGCAGGAUAUUAAAGAAGAACGAGCUGAUUUUAUCGCCACUCCUGCUAACUACGGAUAUAUAUCUAGACAACACUAUCAACUAUCAGCUCUCAAAUUAGUUCAGAAUACGCGCUCAGAUCCGGCCGCGUUCUCUCGCGUUGUUGCACUUAUAAAGGACUCUGCAAAGGAAGACAUCACCCGCUUCGAAAACUUGAGAAAUAAGAAAGCUUGCUUCCCGGAGUAUGGUGGAAUUGCGUACAUGGCGUUUGUGAAUGCUGCGCAAGAGCGCGGUGUUUUGAGCUCAUCAGAGUGCGAUUACGCGCGCGUUGUUGGAGAAUUUUUCAAUGGCACUUGUGCUCCCGGCGCCAUUGAUGCAACCCACGCCAUUUCUGAAUCAUCGACUUUCGACGCCACUACUCUUUGUUCAGUUUGCAAGCCAACUGUCACUAUUGCUGAAACUAACUUUACCUGCGCGUACGACUACACCAACAUGUACUACGGCAACAACGGCUCAUUGUCGUGUCUCGCCGACCCGGAGACAGAUGUCGCCUUUGUUGAGAUGCAGAACAUUAACUCGCAAUUAUCAUCACUCGGUCUCCAAGGGUCUCAAUUCCGUGCCCUAUGUCGUAACAACACUUUAGCUGUCACUAACGGCACUUUAGGCAUCGAUCAAGCCUGUCUGCUUGCUUAUGUUGUUGAUUCUGAGUUACUAGCUAGAAGAUCGGACCCCUUACUAAACAGUCUGAGCGUCCUUUUAGACAAUCUAGAUCAAUAUUUCGGCUACAACGCAGCAUCCGGCACACAACAUAUAAACUUAGAAAUGUAUUCCGCAUUCGAUGGUAUAAAUGAUUUACUUUUCAAAAACACAGCCGUCGGUUUAUCCGAACCAUCGACAGAAACCGCCAACGAACCAGCGAGGAAUUACAUAGAGUUGUUUAAGCACUUAGAUGCUUGUACCAGUGUUGCCCCACCUUCAUUAGCAAAUGCAGCGCGUAACUACUCUAUGAUAACUCUAUUCCUUUUGACAGCUCUUACGCGCGUUUUCGUAUUUUAAACUGUCAAAAGUUUUUGUAUAAUAAAAAUGUUUUUUAGUGUUUUUAAAUAGUUUUUAUAAUGUGUUAAGUUAAUAAAAUACAGAAAAACAGUUCCGUAAUAUUCCUAAUGAUUCAUUUUUUAUAGUAAUAAAAUAAAGAUUGAAUAUUACAUUGUAAGU
Papilio machaon (common yellow swallowtail) is the source of this 2603-nucleotide messenger RNA. RefSeq names its product transferrin. The coding region runs from base 153 to 2444 and encodes 763 amino acids. The transcript is spliced from 15 exons. Gene Ontology annotation, cellular component: early endosome; recycling endosome; plasma membrane. The record is from RefSeq and is a predicted model, not a curated record. Gene Ontology annotation, biological process: iron ion transport. NCBI's taxonomy places the organism in Eukaryota, Metazoa, Arthropoda, Insecta, Lepidoptera, Papilionidae.